CAAAAUUCUGUCUAUAAAAAAGGGAUCCAAACGCACUUCUCCAGUCACAUCGCCUUUUCUGCCACUACCAUAAGUUAUAAUUCUGCCUCCUGCAUCAAGCAAACAGUCUUUACAUCAACUUUCUCAUAAUCAGGUAGCGACUUAAGAUGCCGGGAGAAAUUGUCAGGAAGACAAUUACAAAGAAAACUCACGAUAGCCACCCGAACCAUGAGCUUGAGCUGAAGAAUUAUCGAAAGCCAUACAGGUGUGAUGGAUGCCUGGAGCUUGGUCAUGGACCAAGAUAUAGAUGUGACCUGUGUGACUUUGAUCUCCAUGAAGAGUGCAUGUUCACUACCCCCACAACUUCCCACGAGUUCUUUAAAGGAUCCACCUUCAAAUUCUUUAAUCAACCUCCGGGAAGAUGCUGUGUGAGAAACUGCAAAAGGUAUUGUGAUGCAUGCGGACAGGCUAUAAAUGGCUUUGUUUAUCACUGUGAAGAAAAAGGUUGGGAUUUGCACCCUUGUUGUCGUAACCUCAAGAAUAAAAUUUAUAUUGAUGGUGUGAAAUUCCGGCUUUGCAAUAAGGUGUCCCAGAAGUGCCUAUGGUGCAAGAAGAGGAAGCUUUCGAAUGGUGUCAAGGGCAUCCCUGGUUGGUCUUAUUUGGCCAAGAGUGACAAUUGCCAUUUUCAUGUGUAUUGCGCAACGGAAAUGGUGCUUGAGAGGUGGAAAAAUGGGCCUAAAGAUAGUAACUGUUUGGCGUUGGAGAACCUGGAGCUGGAGCUACCACUUCAAGCUAAUUUGUUUAGAAGACGUGGAAGAGGUAGCAAGUAUUUGCGGAUUGUGAAGUUCCUUGGGACCAUUCUGGCUAUCCUUUUAGGUGAUCCAACCAUAACUUUGGCUUGCCUCUUUGUGGAACUGGUGUCCAAAUGAUCCUCAAGAUACAUUAUCUGGUGCUCACGAUAUUAGAAAGCACUUAUUUGUUGUGUUUGGGUAGUUUUAUAUUAGAAAGUUAUACUUCAUUUUUUUCAGUUCAUUUGAACACAGUGCAGCAUCCUAUAGUUAAUUCUUGUGUAGUUGAUAUUCUUUUUCUAUACCUUGUAUCUUCUUUGUGAGUAUUUUUUUUAUUCUUCC
Molecule: messenger RNA, 1109 nt
Organism: Juglans microcarpa x Juglans regia
Lineage: Eukaryota; Viridiplantae; Streptophyta; Magnoliopsida; Fagales; Juglandaceae
Exons: 2
Coding region: 147-908 (253 amino acids)
Molecular function (GO): zinc ion binding
Source: RefSeq, a predicted model, not a curated record